This is a messenger RNA of Anopheles marshallii, 729 nucleotides long. It is a transcript of the gene Mrm2, whose product is annotated as rRNA methyltransferase 2, mitochondrial. Gene Ontology annotation, biological process: RNA methylation. NCBI's taxonomy places the organism in Eukaryota, Metazoa, Arthropoda, Insecta, Diptera, Culicidae. Gene Ontology annotation, cellular component: mitochondrion. The record is from RefSeq and is a predicted model, not a curated record. Gene Ontology annotation, molecular function: rRNA (uridine-2'-O-ribose)-methyltransferase activity. The transcript has 3 exons. The coding region runs from base 1 to 729 and encodes 242 amino acids.
AUGUUGAUCCGAAGCUUAAGCACUUUCGGUGGAGCGGCUAAAACAUUCGCGAAAGUUAUACCGAACAAUUUGAAGGGUAAAAGCAAAAGCUCCCAAGAAUGGCUCACCAGGCAGCUGCGGGAUCCGUACGUGGAACGUGCAAAAAUGAUGAACUAUAGGUGCCGAAGCGCAUUCAAGCUGCUGGAAGUAGACCAAAAAUAUGGCCUCAUAAAACCGGGCUUUACUGUGAUUGAUUGUGGCGCGGCACCCGGUUCCUGGACACAAAUCGCCGUAAAACAUUCAAACGCCGACGGUGGAAUUGCUGGCAAACCGAAAGGCAUGGUUGUUGGUGUGGAUCUUCUUCAGAUAUAUCCAAUAGAGCAUGCGAUUCUGUUCGGCAAUAGUGACUUCUUGCGCAAGGAAACACAGGACAAAAUUCGCACCAGUCUCGGUGAUCGACGGGUUGAUUGCGUUCUGUCCGAUAUGGCACCGAACGCAUCCGGCGUACGGGCGUUAGAUCAGGAAAACAUAACAACCUUAUGCUACACAGUCCUACGCUUUGCGAUACUAAUGUCCACACCGAAUGCUUCCCUGCUGAUGAAGGUGUGGGACAAUGGGGAAGUACCUAAGCUGGAGAAAAGCAUACUGGAGUAUUACCAAACGGUGAAACGAGUGAAACCACGUGCGAGUCGUGAUGAUUCGGCGGAGAAUUUCAUCUUAGCGCGUGGCUUUGUAGGUAUAGAAAGGUGA